This is a messenger RNA of Paramecium primaurelia, 755 nucleotides long. The record is from the annotation of a GenBank genome assembly. NCBI's taxonomy places the organism in Eukaryota, Ciliophora, Oligohymenophorea, Peniculida, Parameciidae.
AGUAAAUACACAAAUUUAAAAAAUCUAGUUUUAUGAGUUUUGAACCAUAUUAAGAAAAUAAAAAGACAGUGAAAGUGGCUCCAAUUAGGAUUGUUUAAAAUUAGCAUGAAUAGAGUGGCUCUUAGAAUCAAACAACUAAAUAUCCAUAACUUAAUUUAUAAUUCUAAUUUUAAAAAUGUUAUACUCCAGCUGUUACAAUACCUUUAAGUUUUUUAUAAUAGCUCAUUUAAUAAGCUUAGUUAAACAAAAUUCUGAAUCAGAUUGGGGAAACUAAAAUUGUUUAGCAAGAAUAGUCAGAAGCUGUCAAUAAUCUCAUUAAUUAAAUAUAAUAUCAAAAACAAGGAAUCUCAAAAUCAUAAGAUAGUAAUGAAGACUCCUUAAUUAAAUUAUAUUUAAUUAAGAGUCAAAUGAAAUUUAUUGUUGAAGAUACAUCAUCUAUAGAAAAAGUAAAAUUAUAUUUUGCAGAUAAUCAAAAUCUAUUACCUCAUUUCUGGGCUUGGAUUAAUUCAAUCGAAAUUAAAGCAUUAGAAGAAAUGCUUAUGUUAUGUUAUACAAAUCCAUCAAAUACUAAAAGAAUUUAAGAUAUUUUCAAAACUCUUUUUUAAACUUUGUCAAUUGAAUUUUUUUAGAAACAUGCAUAUGCAUAAAUAUUGAGAUCGAAUCUACAAGAUAAAAUUAAAUAUCUAUCAGUAAUAGGUGAUAUUUUAAGUAAAAUAGUGAAUCCAUAGGAUUAUUUCUAUUUUAAUAAAUCAUGA